Messenger RNA from Lactuca virosa, 2412 nucleotides. Lineage: Eukaryota; Viridiplantae; Streptophyta; Magnoliopsida; Asterales; Asteraceae. The record is from the annotation of a GenBank genome assembly.
AUGUCUUCUUCAAACUUGUUAUUUCUCUCUCUGCAGGCUGUACUAAUCAUCACACUCUUCCCCAAACCAAAUUUCACUUCUGCUUCUUUAGAGGAAGCCAAUGCUCUUCUCAAAUGGAAAGCAAGCCUUGAAAUCCCAAAAAACUCCUUGCUCUCUUCAUGGAUUGUCCUCCCUUUGAAUUCCAGUGGAUUGGUUUCAUGCACUUCUUGGUCUGGAGUAGUUUGCAAUGCUGAUGGGAGAAUUCAGAAGUUGAACCUCACAUCAUCUGGACUAAAUGGUACGCUUUAUCGAUUUCCAUUCUCUAUGCUACACAAUCUUACUCAUUUUGAGCUCAGUCUAAACAACUUCUUUGGCCCCAUCCCACCAGAAAUCCAACUUUUGUCCAAAUUGGUAUAUCUUGAUUUUUCAUCCAAUAAGUUUUCAGGAGUAAUCCCACCUGAAAUAGGAAACCUGCACCGGCUAACCUUCUUGGGCCUAUACUCAAACAAUAUCUCUGGUCCCAUUCCUAUUGAACUUGGGAAUUUGAAGUCUCUCACUAAUCUUGAUGUGAGCAUCAAUCAACUUAGUGGUUCUAUUCCUUCAUCAUUAGGUAAUUUGACAUCUUUAAAUGUCCUUUAUUUGUACCAAAAUCAACUCUCUGGUCCCAUUCCUAUUGAACUUGGGAAUGUGAAGUCUCUCACUCAUCUUGCGGUGUACAAAAAACAACUUAGUGGUUGUAUUCCUUCAUCAUUGUGUAAUUUGACAUGUUUGAAUCUCCUUUAUUUGUACCAAAAUCAACUAUCUGGUAAAAUUCCAGUUGAACUUGGGAAUCUGAAGUCUCUCACUGAUCUUCAGUUGAGCAUGAAUCAGCUUAGUGGUUAUAUUCCUUCGUCAUUGGGUAAUAUGACAUCUUCGAAUUUCCUUUAUUUAUGGGAAAAUCAACUCUCUAGUCUCAUUCCUAUUGAACUUGGGAAUUUGAAGUCUCUCACUAAUCUUAGUCUGAGCAACAAUCAACUAAUUGGUUCUAUUCCUUUAUCAUUGGGUAAUUUGAAAUCUUUGAAUGUCCUAUAUUUGAACCAAAAUAAACUCUCUGGUCCUAUUCCCAUUGAACUUGGGAAUUUGAAUUCUCUCACUGAUCUUCAGGUGAGCAACAAUCAGCUUAGUGGUUAUAUUCCUUCAUCAUUGGGAAAUUUGACAUCUUUGAAUGUCCUUUAUUUGUACCAAAAUAAACUCUAUGGUCCUAUUCCUAUUGAACUUGGGAAUUUGAAGUCACUCACUAAGCUUGAGGUGAGCAACACUCAGCUUAGUGGUUAUAUUCCUUCAUCAUUGGGAAAUUUGACAUCUUUGAAUGUCCUUUAUUUGUACCAAAAUAAACUCUCUGAUCCUAUUCCCAUUGAACUUGGGAAUUUGAAGUCUCUCACAGCUCUUGCGGUACACAACAAUCAACUUAAUGGUUCUAUUCCUUCAUCAUUAGGUAAUUUGACAUCUUUGAAUAGACUUUAUUUGUUCCAAAAUCAACUCUCUGGUCCCAUUCCUGUUGAACUUGGGAAUUUGAAGUCUCUCACAGAUCUUGUGGUAUACAACAAUCAACUUACUGGUUCUAUUCCUUCAUCAUUGGGUAAUUUGACAUCUUUGAAUCUCCUUUAUUUGUACCAAAAUCAACUCUCUGGUCCUAUUCCUGUUGAACUUGGGAAUAUGAAGUCUCUCACUCAUCUUGAGGUGGGCAUCAAUCAGCUUAGUGGUUGUAUUCCUUCAUCACUAGCAAACCUGAGCAACUUACAGUGGCUGGACUUAACUGAGAACAAAUUAUCUGGUCCCAUUCCUAGUGAAGUAGGGAAGUUGAAGUCUCUCACUCAUCUUUACGUGAGCAGAAAUCAGCUUUGUGGUUUUAUUCCUUCAUCAGUUGGUGAUUUGACUUCUUUAAAUAUCCUUUAUAUGGAUCACAAUGAGCUUGGUGGUCCCAUUCCAAGUGAAGUUGGGAAAUUGAGGUCUCUAACUGAUUUUAAGUUGAACAAAAAUAAAAUUAGUGGUUCUAUUCCUCCAGAGUUUGGAAAAUUAACUAACCUACAAAGACUUGAUCCGUCUUCGAAUCAUUUGGUUGGUGAGAUCCCAAAGGAGUUUGGGAAGAUGAAAAGUAUGUUGGAAUUGUACUUUGUUGGCAACCAUCUUUCAGGUGUUAUACCUGUAGAUCUAGGAUUUUGUGAACUCCUUGAAGUACUUGAUCUAUCCAAAAAUAGAUUGAAUGGGUCGAUUCCAACAAGUAUCGGUCAAUGGGCACAAAUCCACUACUUGAAUCUUAGUAAUAACAUGCUCCGUGAGAAAAUUCCAUCCGAUAUUGGUAAAUUAAUUCAUCUUACGGAACUUGAUUUAUCUCAUAAUUUUCUCACGAAAGAGAUACCAUCUGAAGUUCAAAGUUUCCUUUCCGGCUUCUAG